CCGCCGCCGAGGUGACUGAGGAGGAGCCCCCCAGCUGCCCGCCCGUCCUCGCCGCCGGACUUCAAUGCCCAGCCCCCAGCUCGCCGGCGUUCUCUGUUGGAAUUCACGCCGCACAUUUAUGGCGAUUCUGAGCGUGCAGGCAGACUUCUGCCAGGCUCAGCACAGUGCUUUUGCUGACAAGUGAGCUUGAGGCUUCUAUGUGCCAUAAUUAACAUUGCCUUGAAGACUCCGGACACCAAGAUUGGCCUCAGAGAUAUUUGGCAUAUAUCUAUAUUUUUUUCAUAUUGGAAGCAUAUUCCCUUUAACGGCUCCAGCAAAAUUAAGUAUCAAGAAAACACAAGUGCAGAGCGGGUCUAUACUUUCACCUUGCCUCACCAGUGCCUAAAUGUAGGAAAGGCCGCUGAAGUUGCAGGCAGUUGGAAUUUUGAAGGUUGAAGGUAACCAUCUGCAGUCAUUGAGGCCCAAGUUGAAUCUGAAUUCCAGUGGAUUCUAAGUAGAUCUGCUUAUCCUGAAGAAACUCCUUAAGGAAGGAACAAGCUGACCAGAGAAGACACUGAUCAAUAAUAGGCAUUUUUGUGGUCUUUUUAAUGUUUUCUGCUGUGAAACGUUUCAAGGGUUAUUGAUUUUCCCCCCCCAUUUUCCCAUCUCUCUUCCUCAAACACACACACCCACGCAUACCUGCUCCUCCCGUUUCUCUCUUUCUCUCCCACGAAUACACACUUUUUGUCUGCCAUAAUGAACCGUCCAGCCCCUGUGGAGAUCUCUUAUGAGAACAUGCGUUUUCUGAUUACCCACAAUCCUACCAAUGCAACACUCAACAAGUUCACGGAGGAACUUAAGAAGUAUGGUGUGACAACUUUGGUCCGAGUUUGUGAUGCUACGUAUGAUAAAGCUCCAGUUGAAAAAGAAGGAAUCCAGGUUCUAGACUGGCCAUUUGAUGAUGGAGCUCCACCUCCUAAUCAGAUAGUAGAUGAUUGGCUAAACCUAUUAAAAAGCAAAUUUCGAGAAGAGCCGGGUUGCUGCGUUGCUGUGCACUGUGUUGCAGGGCUGGGAAGGGCACCUGUGCUGGUUGCACUUGCUUUGAUUGAAUGUGGAAUGAAGUAUGAAGAUGCAGUUCAGUUUAUACGACAAAAAAGAAGGGGAGCAUUCAAUUCCAAACAGCUGCUUUACCUUGAGAAGUACCGACCUAAGAUGCGAUUACGCUUCAGAGAUACCAAUGGGCAUUGCUGUGUUCAGUAGAGAAAAAGCCGAAUUUGAUUGUGGUUUUUUUGUUUUUGUUUUUGUUUUUUUUUUUUUUUUGUGGGGACUCUUGGUACCUGGAAAUGUGAAUCUGGAAUCUAACUAUGUCAUCAAAGUAGUGAUGGGAGUCAGUGCUCCUUAACCUCUGCCCUGAUGUUUUAAAAACAAAACAAAACAAAAAGCCCUCUGUGACAUGAGUAAUAAAAAGUUUAAAGAGAGAGAGGGGGAAAAAAAGAUGAAUUCAGUGAAGGAUGAUUUUCUCUCAGUGUUGCAGUUUGAAUUUCUGCCAGGGGUGAAUCAUUUCUAAACCUCCUAUAUUUUUUAACUUUUUUUCAAAAUGAGGUCUCUAAGGAAAACCAGCAGAACAUUGGCCUGUGCAAAAACCAUUUGUUUGGGGGACACACCUGACAGUUAGGCCUGGCCCUUCCACCUCCUUGUGGCAUUUCCUCUCUGCUUAUCUUUCCCUUGGCCCCCUUGUGUGUGUGUGUGCGCAUGUGCGUGCGCACGUGCGCGCGCUCGAGUGCAUGUGUGUGUGUGUGUGUGGACAGAGGCAAGGAGGAGCCCUGGUUGUUGUGGGUGUGUACAGUCUGACAGCCUUAAGCCCAACUGGGCACUUUUAGAAAUAACAGUGGCAUUUGUGUUCUGUGGCCCAGGGGAUUGGUUCUUAGUCUUGAAUAACAAGGAGAUGUUCUUUUUAGUCUUUCUUUUCUUUAAAAUUCAACUUACUAUUAGGCAGAGCAGCCAAGGAAUCCUUUUUUUGGGGGGGGGGAUUUAAAGGUUGGAUUUUUUGUUUUGUGUUAGAUUUUGUUUUUGUUUUUGUUUUGUAAUUGAGGUGGGGGUAGUAUUAAGAGGAGUAUAUCUUCUGUUAUGUGUGCAUUCAUACUUGUCCAAAGAACUUAGCUAAGAGAUGAACUGUUUCCUUCUAUUGCCUAAGUAAGAAUAUGGAGCAAAAGCUAAGUGGAUUGUGGGAAGAUGAACUUUUUUGCUAGGUGGGAGGAAAGGCCUCCUUCUUCCAGGUCAGACUGGUUCUCUUCCUCAAGAGGCCCUUCCAGGCAGGGAGUUAGCAUACUUUUUUCCUACCCAUUACAGACAUGCCAGCUGUAGUCAUUUUUCAGACUUGAUGUUGGACAAUGGCAGAGCCCACCGAUGGUUUGAAAUGCCUGUUUCAAGACUAGUUUGUGUAUUGUGGGUGAGUUUUCAUGGAUAGAGUAGACAGUCCUUAGUUGUGGACUUCAGAAUAACUAAAUGCCUGGUGUGGGUAUUCCCAAACUGGCCCUUGUGUACAGUUUCAGUUUAACCACUGAUUGCCUUGUUCUUUUCUUACUCGAUUCUUUUUUGAGAUUAAAAUCACUGGUUCAAAACCAGCAAUGCCUAUUGAGUGUUUAGUCCAUAGGCCAUGGCAUGGUAGAGAAGAGGCCUUGAAUGAGUUGGAGCCUUGGGAAUCUGGAAUGGGUUGCUUGUGGAUAGGUGCAGCAUUAUUUGUGCAGGGUCCUUGCAGGGUUCCGUGUGCUAAUCUAGACUUCCUGCUCCUUCCCAGGCAGCAGCUCUAGCCAGGCCGAUUUGGUAGUACAGUGGGAGAGCCCUGACUAGGGCCCUUGUACUUUUUCACCUCAACUUGCAUAUGUAACAUUGUUCCACUUCUGAGGCUUGAGAUACAGGCUUAAGGUCACCUUGUCCUGCUGUGUCUUGCUGUGCAGAGCCAAAAACUUUUCAUUUGUUUAGAGCAGCUGGGUCAGUGGGAAUGGACUGGCCGGUACCUUGUCUCACACUGAUACCUCAGAUGCCGGCUAUGUGAACUGCCUCUUUUCUUGUUCCCAGACUUCUGUUUUGAUUGUUAGCUAAAUGCAAAACUGCAGAUUAUUCUCUUUCCCUCUUCCUCCUUCCCCCUGAAAACAUGAAAUAAUGCAUUUUAAAUUGUUCCUAGGGUUUUAAAGUUUAAAAAAUGAUGGUACUAUCCAAGAUUUAUUUUAGAACAUGCCAAUAGAUUCCUUUUAACAUAGGCCUAAGAUCAAAACAGCACCCCUCAAAGCUCAGACAAGACUGUCUGUUUGCUCAAAGGUUAUUUCAUCAAUACCAUAAUAAGCCUCUUGCCUUUGAAAAUUUUAUUUUCAUUGUUGUUAAGAGGUAGGGCAGCAUAGUGUCCAGCAACAUCAGUGCCUGCCUAGUUAGGAGAACAUUCCUGGUUUUGUCUAAUAAGAAGGGUGUACAAGGCUAUACUCAAUAUUAGCCCUCUUUUUGUUUUGAACUGCAGACUAAUGUUAACUAUUCUCAGAACUGGAUUUUUUUUUUUUGUAAAAUUGUUUUUCUUUUGAAUUUAAUGAAGUAUUGCUAGCUGAAGCCAGUUUGACAUGGUAAGAGAGAUGUUGGACUGAUUGAGAGGUGUGCAGCCUGAUUCCAAACAAACUCUGAACCCUUUUAAAGAACAAUAAAACAUAUUUUACAUGCUC
Molecule: messenger RNA, 3686 nt
Organism: Vombatus ursinus (common wombat)
Lineage: Eukaryota; Metazoa; Chordata; Mammalia; Diprotodontia; Vombatidae
Gene: PTP4A2
Product: protein tyrosine phosphatase type IVA, member 2
Exons: 6
Coding region: 736-1239 (167 amino acids)
Biological process (GO): protein dephosphorylation; positive regulation of cell migration
Cellular component (GO): nucleus
Molecular function (GO): protein tyrosine phosphatase activity
Source: RefSeq, a predicted model, not a curated record